Messenger RNA from Capronia epimyces CBS 606.96, 401 nucleotides. RefSeq lists its product as uncharacterized. Bases 1 to 297 code for a protein of 98 amino acids. The transcript has 4 exons. The record is from RefSeq and is a predicted model, not a curated record. Lineage: Eukaryota; Fungi; Ascomycota; Eurotiomycetes; Chaetothyriales; Herpotrichiellaceae.
AUGGGUGUAAGACUGCUCGGGCGCUAUACAGUUGUCCCUCGGGACCUGUUUCGGAUCAGCGCUGGAUCAUUGACCAGACUGCGUGACAGAUCGUUGCGGCCUGGCGCUCCUUCUUGGGAUGUUAUGACCAUCGAUGGAAAGGUUCAACCACUGGGAAUGACCAGUGACUGGGCCCAAUGGUGCAUCUUUGCGACCGAAUACGAAAACUCGGCAAUCCCUGGCACAACUCUCCCUGAGGAUCUCAUUCUCAUACAUGAGCGAGGCGAACAUUAUUCUUUACAAGCCAGUCGUGAAUGACCUUGGACGAACUAAAUUCCGGAGUUACUUCCUUUUUGAAUGACGAGGCCAUCCGCAUGACUAAAAAAGAAUGGCAUGCCAAAUUUCCUACCAGGACGGACUAG